AUUUCAAGUUUUCAUUAUGCAAAAUGUUUUUUAUAUUGGUACUCUUUGAUAGAGGCAGUGAAACCACAGUAGUUGAAUGGGCCUACGGUGACAGAGCAUGGCCCUCUGGUGACAAGAAUGAAGAGAAGAGUAUCAAUAUUUUGGGAAAGCAUGAUUCAGCAUGCAUGGUGAGAGUGGAGUCGGACAUGGUUCCAGCAGAAGUUGGCAAUGUAAUGCAGAGCCAUAUUUAGAGCCAUCUCAUAUUGCUCACAGGCAAUAAGGGACUUUCUCUCGCAAUAUCAACCGACAAACUACAGUAGUGCUUGAGGGAUUUUAACUUACUUACAUUUCUGAUAAUCGAUUUCCAAAAUAUUUAAUGGAAUACACUGGAAUUUGUUUUCAAUUUCAUUAAACGUUGCCAUGGAAAAACGGGUGGAACGAGUGAAGCACACAGGCGGAUGCCAUUGUGGGGCUGUCAGAUUCGAAGUCUGGAAUUCCCCAGACCUUCUGGUUUUCGACUGCGACUGUAGCAUCUGCACCAAGAAGCAAAACCAUCAUUUCAUUGUGCCAGAAAAUCAGUUUACCCUUUUACAGGUAAUACAACAUUUUUACAGGGUGAAGUUUGGUAAUAGCUCUACCAGGUUGGUCAGUUUGAAUGUUAAUUUGGUUAAUUUCUUGUUUCAGGGUUUGGAGAAUAUUAACACAUAUACAUUUAAUACACAUAUUGGCAAGCACACAUUUUGUAGUACCUGUGGAGUCCAGAGUUUCUUCACCCCACGUUCCAAUCCAGAUGGAUAUGGCAUAGCUCCUCACUGUUUGGACCCAGGUACUAUACGCAGUGUGACAGUAGAGAAGUUCUGUGGACAGAAGUAUGAGGAGACCAUGAAGAACCACCCGAAUAUCAGAGACUUGUCCAAGCCUGCAGCAGGAACACAUACAGUUGAAGUCGGAAGUUUACAUACACCUUAGCC
This is a messenger RNA of Salvelinus sp. IW2-2015, 950 nucleotides long. The record is from RefSeq and is a predicted model, not a curated record. NCBI's taxonomy places the organism in Eukaryota, Metazoa, Chordata, Actinopteri, Salmoniformes, Salmonidae.